This is a messenger RNA of Solenopsis invicta (red fire ant), 1143 nucleotides long. Its product is annotated as glucose dehydrogenase [FAD, quinone]-like. The coding region runs from base 1 to 966 and encodes 321 amino acids. The transcript has 2 exons. The record is from RefSeq and is a predicted model, not a curated record. Lineage: Eukaryota; Metazoa; Arthropoda; Insecta; Hymenoptera; Formicidae. Gene Ontology annotation, molecular function: flavin adenine dinucleotide binding; oxidoreductase activity, acting on CH-OH group of donors.
AUGCUUGAUGAACUGUGUGCAAGUGCUAUCGGAUCACCGCAAUUGUGGAUGCUGUCAGGUAUUAGACCAGCAAAACAUCUUACUAAACUAGGCAUAGACGUAGUAAAAGAUGCGCCAGUCGGCGAGAACCUUAUGGAUCAUGCGGCCUUUUUUGGAUUAACGUGGACAAUAAACGCACCGUUAAAUUUAAUGCUAUACGAUGCUUUCAAUCCUCUUAAAAAUCCAUUUGUAUCGGAAUAUUUAAACAAACAAACGGGACCAUUAACGAUGUCAGGCAGAUGCGAGGCCCUUGGUUUCAUCAAUAAAAAACAAUCAGAAAAAGAUAAAGGUUUACCGGAUAUCGAACUAUUGUUUAACGCCGUUACAAUAAAAGAUUUUCUUCUUCCAAAAAUUUUACUUAAUCUUAAAGACGCAAUAUUUCAACAAUGGUCCAAGUACCAAAACUGUUACGGUUGGAGCGUUCUGGUAAUAUUGUUAAAACCAAAAAGCCGUGGUAGAACAACGUUAUUAGCUAAUGAUGUUAAUGUUAAACCAGAAAUUGUGCCAAAUUAUUUCGACGACCCAGACGACGUAAAACCCAUGAUCGCAGGUAUUAGAACUGCGAUACGCCUUGGUCAAACGAAAACAAUGCAGACGUUUGAUUCUCAAUUGAUAAAUAUUACUUGUACAGAAUGUAAUAAGUACAAAUAUGAUUCUGAUACUUAUUGGGAAUGUGUAAUAAUGAUAAUAACUACCACGCUUUAUCAUCCUUGCGGCACUUGUAAAAUGGGACCUAGUGGAGACCCAACUGCUGUCGUCGACCCCAGAUUAAAGGUAAUCGGUGUUCAAGGUUUACGAGUGGUAGAUGCAUCUAUUAUGCCCAAAAUUAUAUCGGGCCACACAAAUAUACCUGUAUAUAUGAUUGCCAAAAAAGCAGCAGAUAUGAUUAAAGAAGAAUGGAAUUACUUGGUGAAAUCACGAACAUAAUAUACUUUCAUGAAAUAACUAUGCGCGUAUGUGUGUGUGAAAGAUAAAUAUUCAAACAAAAAAAUAUUAAUUCUGCUGUUAUUGAUUCAAAUUAAAAAAUUUAAAGAUUAAUAAAAUCUUAAAAUACAUGUAAUAUAAUAAUACAAAUAUGUGUUUAUUGUCUUAAAUAGCUUUCGG